AUGUCGGCUGCUGGCGGAGGAGCUUUCGGAGCGGGCAAAGCGGGCGCUCCAUUCGACCCCAUUCAGUAUCUUAAAAAGCCACAGGUCAUUCUUCGGACAGUUAGUGUGGUGUUUGCAAUUGUAGUUUUUGGCUGCAUCUCCUCGAAAGGAUGGUUUGGCCAUUCCUGCAUCAUCAAUAAUGACGACAAUGCCUGUGGAUACGGCACAGGUGUAGGAGUCUUAGCAUUUCUCAUCUGCUUGGGAUUUCUAAUUGUGGAUGCAUUCUUUGAGAAUUUGAGCAGUGUACAGCACCGGCGGUACGCUGUACUGGCCGAUCUUGGCAUCUCAGGUUUGUGGACAUUUUUAUGGUUUGUCGGCUUCUGCUACCUGACGGAUGCCUGGCGCCGCACAGAGAAAGAUCCACCUCAUGGGAAAGACAACGUCCAAGCAGCCAUAGCAUUUUCCUUUUUCUCCAUAUUCACAUGGGGCGGACUGACUUUCUUGGCUUUACGUCGCUACCGUCAAGGUGCCCAAGAGGCUUUUGCUACCGGAUACGAUCAGGAUCCGAAUGCAUCAUCUCCUUACAGUUCCUUCCCAGGCAGUGACACGGGGGACCCUUACCAACAGCCACCAUUCAGUCAACAGAAGGAAACCCCUGACUACCAGCAACCAACUUACUGA
Messenger RNA from Candidula unifasciata, 660 nucleotides. The record is from the annotation of a GenBank genome assembly. NCBI's taxonomy places the organism in Eukaryota, Metazoa, Mollusca, Gastropoda, Stylommatophora, Geomitridae.